AAUUUUAGACAAAACGACUAAUCUUUACUAUUAUCAAACUUCUAAACUUGAUCUUUUAAUCAAAAACUUCUAAACUAAAUUUGUUAGUUGAUCGGUCGAAACUUUUGCUGACAAAAUGCUGAGUCUUCUCUUGCCCCAGUCCACUUUUUGGCGCGUAAUUCAGUCUCUCGUCAGCUGUGUUAAGAGCAUCUUUUUUAGGCCAAAACAACUAAGAAGAAAAUGAUAUCAAAAAUUUUUGCGACACCGUCAGAGCCGAUGUUUAAUCAUGAAGAAUUUAGUUUAUCCAGAGAAGUGCUUGAAGAAUCUCUUAACAUACUGGCGCAAGAAAACGAUCACCUGAUCGAGACGGCAACGGAAUGUUCUGGUUUUUUCAAAGAAGGGAGUCCAGUUGAAUUCAUACUUCGACUUUGUCAGCAGCUCCGAUUUCCACCAGUAACAAGAUUCGUGGCAGUUGAAUUGUUUGACAGGUUCAUGGGAAAGCAUAUAUCAGAGUUAUACGAGACUGUCAGAAACUCAUCAGGCAAAGAUAGACGAACUGACUGGAACAAUGUGGAGCAACGAGUAAAGGAACAGUUACCCCUGAGAGCUGUCACAUGCAUUCAAGUAUCUAGCAAGUUGGCUUCACAUUACAAGGCUUUAAGCCCAUCCAAGGCAAAGAGGAUUUUGGCAUCUCUUGGGUACCAUUAUACAACUGCAAGUGUUAUCAAAUCUGAAAUAAGAUUGCUGAAGACUCUUGAAUUUCGCAUAUCUGUGCCAACACCGCUGGUUUUCCUCGAAACACUUUUAGAGGUGUUAGGUCUCAAUGAUGCAAACAUAAAAGUCAAACUUAUUCAUGAGGUUGCCUUGAAAUUAUUGGACACAUUCUACUUAAAGAGAAGGCAGAUGCUGGAAAAGUUGUGCAAAUUAACAGUGAACGAGGUCAAUGGGCAUGAUGUCUCGGUACUUGGUGCAGACUAUCUGCUGCUUGCCACAUCCAUCAUUCUUUCUGCCGCUGAUAUUUUGAACACGGACUGCUCUGGUGUGGUGGCAAAUCAGUUAUUCAACAUUACUAAAAUCCCAGAAAAAGACAUUGCUGAUUUCUCCAAAAUUAUUACAAGGGAAGCUCUGGAGGAUGAAGAUUAAAAUGAACUUACAAACAGAGGUAAUUACUGACCUACAAUUUCAUGCAUAAACUUAUCAUAGCCAUUAUGAAAUUACGAUGUUCUGGCAGACAGGGUACUGUCUCUCGUCAUAUGCAGUUCAAUUUAUUUCACAACAGAUUUUUAUCUUUUGUGGCAUAAGUGGAGUCUAAUAUAACUUUUGAUAGAGUAGCAGCAAGGGGGUUCUCCUGGGAAUACCCAGGUGAGGUAUAGAUAAAUAGGAAUAGAAAAAAGGGGCAUUGAUUUCAAGGAGACCACUUUGCUUUUCAAACAGUUUAGGAGAGCAAUCUGCAGUAUUUAAGAGGAGCCUUGAGGGGAGCAAGAGCUAUGGCUCUCCCCAAAUGGCCAGGCCGGAUUAUGCUAAAAAAGUAUUGCAACACCUGCAAAAAUUCGAAGACUUCAUAGAUAUUGACAGUGGUGCUGCUGUAUGUUCUUUUGCUGACUCAGAGAAACUGUA
Messenger RNA from Rhopilema esculentum, 1596 nucleotides. Its product is annotated as cyclin N-terminal domain-containing protein 1. Gene Ontology annotation, biological process: reciprocal meiotic recombination. The record is from RefSeq and is a predicted model, not a curated record. Gene Ontology annotation, cellular component: site of double-strand break. NCBI's taxonomy places the organism in Eukaryota, Metazoa, Cnidaria, Scyphozoa, Rhizostomeae, Rhizostomatidae.